AUGUGCGAUAAUAUAAAAAAUACGGACAUUACACUAAUUAGUCACAAAGUAACGACAUCAGUCGUAAAAACCUCGAUUGGUGGUGCUUGUGGUGAAAUUAAAACUGAACUUGGAAAAGGAUGCAUGAAUCUUAUUAAUCCUUUGGUGGCUUCACAAAACUUUGAAUAUAAAAUGUCUAACAUUUUAGAUAAACCUUUGGAAUCAGUAUUUGGUUACAUUUCAGUUUUGCCUGGGGCGUUCUCUGCUUAUCGAUUCAGAGCAUUACAAAAUACUUCACCUGGUAAAGGUCCAUUAGCAUCUUACUUUAAAGGUGAAGCUAUGCAUGGAUCAGGUGCUGCUAAUGCUGGUAUUUUUGAAGCCAACAUGUAUUUAGCCGAAGAUCGUAUUUUAUGUUUCGAGCUUGUGGCCAAAAAAAAACAAGCAUGGAAAUUGAAAUAUGUUAAGGAUGCAAAAGCCGAAACUGAUGUACCAGACAAU
Messenger RNA from Dentiscutata erythropus, 477 nucleotides. The record is from the annotation of a GenBank genome assembly. NCBI's taxonomy places the organism in Eukaryota, Fungi, Glomeromycota, Glomeromycetes, Diversisporales, Gigasporaceae.